This is a messenger RNA of Cannabis sativa, 1320 nucleotides long. Its product is annotated as putative F-box protein At1g47790. The coding region runs from base 1 to 648 and encodes 215 amino acids. The transcript has a single exon. NCBI's taxonomy places the organism in Eukaryota, Viridiplantae, Streptophyta, Magnoliopsida, Rosales, Cannabaceae. Gene Ontology annotation, molecular function: protein binding. The record is from RefSeq and is a predicted model, not a curated record.
AUGGCAGAAAUGGCUAGAUUUUCUGAUUUGCCAAGUGAGGUUGUGGCGAAAAUCAUGUUGUUGAUACCUGCAGAUUGUUUAGUAGAGUUUAAAUUGAUGAACAAGUUUUGGUAUUCUUGUAUUUCAACGUUCAUCGACAAUCCAAUAUUUGUGGCCAAACACCUUCUCAUGACCAAAAACCAGUCUUCUAUGUCCUUACUUUGUUUCAAAGUGCCUUCCCCCGGUGUCGAUAAUCGCUUAAUCGAAUACUCAUUGCUCACUAUAAUCCAUGAUGAUGAUGAUGAUGAUGAUGGUAAGAAGGAUCAUUUUAUAACUGUCACAGAAGAUCUAACUUUACCACGUUUGGAUAUGAAUCGAUGGGAUAGCAUGUUUCACUGUGAUGGACUCCUUUUGCUAGCAAAUUAUGGUCUCAAGACUAUGGUGUUAUGUAAUCCUACUUUGAAAGAAUUCAUGAUUCUCCCAAAACCAAAGAAUGCUAGCAUUGAAUCUAUUCCCAUUAUAGAUUUUGGACAUGAUUCUAGAAACAACAAAUACAAAUGUGUUGCUAUUUGGCUCGAUCAUAAUAAAUGUUGUGUUCAGGUUUACACAGUGGGUUCUGAUUCUUGGAAAGAGAUCAACAUAUCUCAAGUCAUAAUGCAGUAUAUUUGAGGUAAACAAGUAUCUGAUGAUGUAUGUUGUGGAGGUGUUUGUUACUGGUGUAUUGCCCAAGAUGAAACUGAAAUGAUCCUCAGUUUUGAUAUGAGUAAUGAGAAAUUUCGUAUAAUAGAAUUGCCAGAUUUUGAUGCUUUGGGUGAUGGAGACUGGGACCCCGAAGAUUAUUCGCUUCGCCUUGCAGUGUGGAAUGAUUCGGUUGUGAUGUGUUUCACCCCUAUUGGUCAGAGUAUUCUUUCUAUCUUCAUCUUGAAGAAAGACGUAACAGGUGAUUAUUUUUGGACUGGGGAGAUUGGACCGCUAGAAAAGCAUUCCGGACAUUUUCUACCAUUCUGGAAGAAUGAUGAGAUUUUAAUGGAAGUCUUUGACAAUGAUGGAAAACAACAUUUGGUUUCUUGCAACAUUCGUACUGAAGAGUUAAGAAGUGUUGAUUAUGAUCUAGUUAAAAAUGGAAGAUUUUAUGAUACAGUUCCGAUAUAUGAAAAGAGUCUGAUUUCUAUUAGGAGAUGAAGAAGUUCAUUUCCAAACACAUCUCUGGUUUGGUUAGACUUGUAGAAAUCAAGUUGAUUUUCUGAACCAAGUUGUUUCUUGUUUAAUUCAUUGUACUUUGGAAUAUUAGACUGUUUGGAAACUUAAAAGUAGCACAAUGGAAAAUGAGAAUUGAAAUAA